AUGUACAUGGCCUCAUCCGGCAGCACGGGCCCUGGUGUAACGUUGGUGGCCUCCGUCAGCAGGACAGACCCUGGUGUCGUGAAGAUGGCCUCACCCAGCAGCACAGACCCUGACCUGCUCCCAGCUUCAGGCGGUGAGGAGAUGACCAGAGGAUUUCUGCAGGAACUGGUCGGCAUCUUGUUGGGUUUUAUCUGCAAGUCUAAUCAGAGGAGCUCUAAGGUGCUGGACUUCCAUCAUCCUCAUCAGCUAAAGGAGGGACUGGAGGGCUUCAGUCUUGACCUGCCAGUACAACCAGAAACUCUGGAGCAGUUACUAGUGGACUGUAGAGACACCCUCAAAUAUGGUGUUAGUACAGGUCAUCCACGUUUUUUCAAUCAGCUCUCUUCAGGUUUGGAUGUGAUUGGUGUGGCUGGCGAGUGGUUGACCUCAACAGCCAACACGAACAUGUUCACAUAUGAAGUUUCGCCUGUUUUCCUCCUCAUUGAGGAGGCUCUGCUGAAAAAAAUGCGAAGCAUUGUGGGGUGGGCUGAUGAUGAGGGUGACGGACUCUUCUGUCCAGGAGGCACGAUAUCCAAUCUGUACAGCAUCCUCUUGGCCAGGUAUCACUUCUACCCAGAGGUGAAGACCAGAGGGAUGGGAGCUCUGCCUCGGCUGGCCAUGUUCACGUCAGAACAUAGUCAUUAUUCAAUAAAGAAAUCUGCAGCUGUGCUGGGCAUAGGCACUGAGAAUGUGGUUGUGGUGAAAUGUGAUGAAAGAGGGAAAAUUAUUCCUGCAGCACUUGAGACUUCCAUUGCCACAGCUAAAGAAAAGGGUUUGGUUCCUUUCUAUGUGAACGCCACAGCAGGAACUACUGUGUAUGGAGCCUUUGAUCCCCUUAAUGCCAUUGCAGACAUCUGCCACACACACACACUCUGGAUGCACGUUGAUGCAGCUUGGGGUGGAGGCCUGCUGAUGUCAGACAGACACAGAAUGAAAUUGGAGGGCAUUGAACGAGCAUGUUCAGUGACAUGGAAUCCACACAAGAUGAUGGGUGUCCCUCUGCAGUGCUCUGCCAUACUGGUCAAGAAAAGAGGUCUCUUACAGGAGUGUAAUAAGUUGGGGGCCCAGUACCUUUUUCAGACGGACAAACCAUACGAUGUGAGCUAUGACACUGGAGAUAAAAGCAUCCAGUGUGGCCGACACGUUGAUGUGUUUAAACUCUGGCUGAUGUGGAAGGCAAAGGGCUCAGACGGCUUUGGAUCUCAAGUCAACAAAUGUCUGGAGAAUGCUGAGUAUCUCUAUGAUCAGCUGCAGAAAAGGACAGAAUUUGAACUAGUCUUCAAAAACAAACCAGAGCACAGUAAUGUGUGUUUCUGGUACAUCCCUCCCAGUCUGAGAAGCUUGCCACCUGGACCUGACAGAGAUAGAAGACUCCAUCAGGUUGCUCCUCGGAUCAAAGGCAGGAUGAUGGAAAAGGGCUCUGUUCUGAUUGGCUAUCAGCCGUUGGGAACCAAAGUCAAUUUCUUCAGGUGUGUGUUUUCCAAUCCUGCCACUCAACAAGAGGACAUCGACUUUCUGCUGGAUGAGAUUUGCCAGCUGGGUGCUGACCUUUAA
Molecule: messenger RNA, 1593 nt
Organism: Pundamilia nyererei
Lineage: Eukaryota; Metazoa; Chordata; Actinopteri; Cichliformes; Cichlidae
Gene: gad3
Product: glutamate decarboxylase 3
Exons: 15
Coding region: 1-1593 (530 amino acids)
Biological process (GO): GABA biosynthetic process
Cellular component (GO): cytoplasm; presynaptic active zone
Molecular function (GO): pyridoxal phosphate binding; glutamate decarboxylase activity
Source: RefSeq, a predicted model, not a curated record